This is a messenger RNA of Sphenostylis stenocarpa, 246 nucleotides long. Lineage: Eukaryota; Viridiplantae; Streptophyta; Magnoliopsida; Fabales; Fabaceae. The record is from the annotation of a GenBank genome assembly.
AUGGAAGAAGUAAUUCAAAUGCUAUUGCAAAAGGGACAUGGCCCUCCAAUACCUUCCCCUUCUUUCUACAAGACCACGAUGUGGGAAUUUGGUCCAACCCCACCACUUUCAACAGCACUCAAAAAUGAUAAAGCUGCAAGGGCCUAUCAAGCACCCAAGCAAAGCUCGCUUGCAAUGGUUGCACUUGCACACACUUGUUUUACACAAUCAUCAAACGAACAACAUCAAUUAUUUGGCACGAAAUAG